GAGGGGGGGGAACCCGGGUGGCGGGCCGGCCCGGGCGGGGCGGGGCAGGUGGGGCCGCCGGGCGGGGCAGGGCGGCCGCGCCCGGCGCUAGGACCCCCGCCAGCGGCGGCCACGCGCUGGGGACCGUAGCCCUUCCCGCCGGGGGUCUGGGGCCUCCGGGCGGGGCCCCAUGGAGGACCUUAGCCUGGACAGCUGCGGAGAGGAGGACGCGGCGCCGGGCACCAAGGGGUGGCCCGCACCCCAGGCGAGGGUGCACUUCCGCGUGACAAGGUUCAUCAUGGAGGCAGGUGUCAAGCUAGGGAUGCAGUCCAUUCCCGUCGCCACCGCCUGUGCCAUUUACCAUAAGUUCUUCUGCGAGAUCAACGUGGACGCCUAUGACCCCUACUUGGUCGCCAUGUCUGCCCUUUACUUGGCUGGCAAAGUGGAAGAACAGCCCCUGCGAACCCGUGACAUCAUCAACGUGUCCAACAGGUACUUCCACCCAGGCAGCGAGCCCUUGGAGCUGGACUCCCGAUUCUGGGUGAUCCGGGACAGCAUUGUGCAGUGCGAGCUCCUUGUGCUGCGGGUACUGCGCUUCCAAGUCUCCUUUCAGCACCCACACAAGUACCUGCUCCACUACCUGAUUUCUCUCAAGAACUGGCUGAAUCGUUACAGCUGGCAACGGACCCCCAUCUCCGUCACUGCCUGGGCCCUGCUGCGGGACAGCUACCACGGGGGGCUGUGCGUCCGGUUCCAGGCUCAGCACAUAGCGGUGGCGGUGCUCCACCUGGCCCUGCAGGUCUAUGGGGUCCAGGUGCCCGCCGAGGCCGAGGCCGAGAAGCCAUGGUGGCAGGGGAAAGAAAAGAAAAAGAAAAGAAAUGACAAGAUGUCUAUCCCUGGGCUCCCUUCCCUCCCCGCUCCUGCUCCUCCUCAGCCUGCCAAGGACGGAGAACACUGGCUGGGAUGAGAUAGCAGGCCAGCCCCUCUCCAAUGAGGUGUUUAGUGACGACCUUACCAAGCCAAUCAUUGAUAACAUUGUGUCUGAUCUCAUUCAGAUUUAUACCAUGGACACAGAGAUCCCCUAAGGCCCUGGUCCAGGCCUGUCCAAAGAGAAGCCUGGGACGCUCGGCUGCCAGGGGACGGCGCCACCACAUCGCCGUGACCGCCGGUCCCCAGAGGACUGGCUGGGAGGACUGGUUUUGUGCUGCUGGAGAAGGGCCGGUGAAGGCGCUGACAUGCUGCCACUUUGAUUCUCAGGCUUUGACUGUCCCUGGCAGCCAUGGUCCAGAUGGUGACGGGAGCUGCACCUCCCGCGGGCAGGAGCGUGCUGCGGGCGGCUCUGAGGCCUCCGGGUCUGCUUUUGUCCUUUGAAAGGACGCAGACUACAGCCGAGGUUUGGGAUCAGUGGAAGGAAAAUCAAAGAACGGAUGGGACUGUGCCCCAGGGGAUUUUUUUAAAGGCCAGAUUUAGAGAAAGUAUGAAUGAACAUAGAGGAAAUUUUAUUUUGUUUAAUAAAAGAUAUUACAAAGCCA
Messenger RNA from Myotis myotis, 1511 nucleotides. RefSeq names its product cyclin Q (gene CCNQ). The coding region runs from base 170 to 946 and encodes 258 amino acids. Gene Ontology annotation, biological process: regulation of transcription by RNA polymerase II. NCBI's taxonomy places the organism in Eukaryota, Metazoa, Chordata, Mammalia, Chiroptera, Vespertilionidae. The record is from RefSeq and is a predicted model, not a curated record. Gene Ontology annotation, cellular component: nucleus. The transcript is spliced from 6 exons. Gene Ontology annotation, molecular function: cyclin-dependent protein serine/threonine kinase regulator activity.